GAUCAUACAUUAUACUCAUAGGAAAAUACAUAGAGACGAAGACACCUAUGUUAAAGUAAUUAAUUUGAUUGGCAUUCCAGUGCAGUAGCAAUAUUUUUGUGUCGUUGUAAAUAUAAGAAGAUGCCGCCCAAGAAAAACAAGGGAGCCAGCACCAAAACUGAACAAAAGAAAAAGGAUAAGAUUAUAGAGGAUAAAACUUUUGGAUUAAAAAACAAGAAAGGGUCGAAACAACAAAAGUUUGUUAAACAUGUCAAUCAACAAGUUAAAGCAGGGGGCGACCCAAAUGCAAGGAGGAUUGAACAACAAAGACUCGAAGAAAAGAAAAAGAAAGAAGAAGAAAAGAGAAAAAGGGAAGAAAUGGACAGCUUGUUUAAACCUGUUGUUAUUCAGAACAAAGUUGGAAAAGGUGCCGACCCCAAGUCAGUGUUGUGUGCGUUCUUUAAACAAGGAUUGUGCCAUAAGGGAGACAGAUGUAAGUUCUCCCAUGAUCUUGCUAUAGAGAGGAAAGGAGAAAAAAGAAGUUUGUAUUCCGAUGUGAGAGAGGAAGAUAUGGCGAAUGACACAAUGGAUAAAUGGGACGAAGACAAACUGAAGGAGGUGGUUGAGAAGAAACAUGGGGCUGGUAACAAACAGAAAACGAAAACUGACAUUGUUUGCAAACAUUUUGUUCAAGCGAUUGAAGAAAAGAAAUACGGUUGGUUUUGGUCUUGUCCAAAUGGGGGAACUAACUGUAUGUAUAGACAUGCAUUGCCUCCUGGCUUCGUGUUGAAAAGCGAGCAGAAGAAGAUGGACGCUCAAGCUGAGCAAAUAUCUAUUGAGGAUCUUGUGGAAAAAGAACGAGCAGCACUGGGAUCUAAAGUUACAAGGGUAACACUGGAGACCUUCCUUGCUUGGAAGAAGAGAAAGAAGGAGGAAAAGAUCAAGAAAAUGAAAGCUAACAAGGAUUCAAGGCAGCGAGAUUUCAAGUCAGGGAAAUGUCUUGGGGUGAGUGGUCGCGAAGUGUUUGAGUUCCAACCUGAGAUGGUGGGUGCCGAUGAUGAUGAGGCCGAUGAAGUAACGUACGAGCAUAGUGAUGACGAGGCGGAAAAGGUUGAGAUUCGAGGAAUAUCCGACGCCAUGUUUGUUCCAGAGGAAGUCGAUUCAAGCGGAACGCAAGCUUCGAACGAACGACUGAAGUCAAUGAACCAUGACGAAAAUGACAAACUUUCUGAGGCGGCAGGUGGAGAGGUUGUAACUAAUGGUGUCACGAAAGAUGAGGUUGCCACAGAUGUCCCUGUUGAUGAAGACCUUUUCACGGAAGACUUGGAUGAUUUAGAUGCUGAAUUAGAAGGACUAGAUGUUUAGUUUCAUGUUUAUUUUAUGGGUGAUUGACAGCUCUUGCUGGGUUUUUCAAAAACUUUUACUCUGCGUUCCGAAAAAAAAUGCAAUUUUCUGGUUGUUAGUCCUUAUUUUACGUCUCACGAAGUUGUUUUAGGCUUUAAACAUAAUUUGCUUCCAAUCUGUAAGUUCUCAGUUAAUUCUAUGAUUUUGUGCAUGCUGCUGAACUACUGAAAGCGUUCAUGCCACAAGCCAACUAACUGCAGAUGAAUGGAUGUUUUGUUCCAAGAUACCGGGUGCUCAAAUCUUGUUAUUUAUAUCUUCCAAUGUUAAAUGCUGAAGGAAAGUUUUUCAAUGGAAUCGAAAGUGUUUUGUAUUGUUUAGCUGCCGUGUUGGAAGGUAGCACUGCAGAAAUGUGAAUAGAUCUUCUUUUACACCAGAUAUAUCAAGUUACGACAUAGAUGCUUGCUUAUGUGCCUCUUGUUCACUGUCAAGUUACACUAUAGGUAUUUUUGCAUAGUUAACUAAACACAUAUGUUUAGGUAU
This is a messenger RNA of Ciona intestinalis (vase tunicate), 1863 nucleotides long. NCBI's taxonomy places the organism in Eukaryota, Metazoa, Chordata, Ascidiacea, Phlebobranchia, Cionidae. The record is from RefSeq and is a predicted model, not a curated record.